GUUUCAGAGCAGAGCACAUGCAGAGUGUCAGCGCUAGCCUGGCCCUCUUUCCCUGCGUUUCGUUAGCCGCCGCUGUACCUGCUGAGGGAUUUUACCUUGUCCCUUGCCUGCUGGGGCUCCAAACCACUGCAGAAUCUGAAAAGCUGUGCUGUCUGGUACUAAGGAAGACAAGCACCUUGGGUUUCUCUGGAGAGGAGAUUUGGCAGUUCUGAUAAACGUUCAUAGAAGACAGCACUCCCUGAAGCUCGAUGACUAAAAGUAAUGGAGAAGAGCACCGGCUGGGGGGUAGAAUGGAGCGGUUCCAGCAAGGAGUCCGAAAACGGACACUCUUGGCUAAGAAGAAAGUACAGAGCAUCACAAAGGAGGAUGUUAAAAGUUAUCUAUUUCGGAAUGCCUUUGUUCUCCUCACUGUCACCGCUGUCAUUGUGGGUACAAUCCUUGGAUUUGCUCUCCGGCCAUACAAAAUGAGCUACCGGGAAGUUAAGUACUUCUCCUUUCCAGGAGAACUUUUAAUGAGGAUGUUACAGAUGUUGGUGUUACCGCUCAUCGUCUCCAGCUUAGUCACAGGGAUGGCUGCCCUAGAUAGUAAGGCCUCAGGGAAGAUGGGAAUGAGAGCAGUGGUCUAUUACAUGACCACAACAAUCAUUGCUGUGGUGAUUGGCAUAAUCAUUGUCAUCAUCAUUCAUCCUGGGAAAGGCUCAAAGGAGAACAUGCACAGAGAAGGCAAAAUUGUGCAAGUGACGGCUGCAGACGCCUUCCUUGACUUGAUCAGGAACAUGUUCCCUCCCAAUCUGGUGGAAGCCUGCUUUAAACAGUUUAAGACCAACUAUGAGAAGAAAAGCUUUAAGGUGCCUGUGUCGCCCAAUGAAACAAUUUUAGCUUCUGUGAUAAGCAAUGUCUCAGAGGCCAUGGAAACCCUCACCCGUAUGAAAGAGGAGAUGGUGCCCGUACCCGGGGCUGUGAAUGGAGUGAACGCCCUGGGGCUGGUUGUCUUCUCCAUGUGCUUUGGAUUGGUCAUUGGGAAUAUGAAGGAGCAAGGACAGGCACUGAAAGAUUUCUUUGAUUGCCUCAAUGAGGCUAUUAUGAGACUGGUAGCUGUGAUCAUGUGGUAUGCUCCACUUGGUAUCCUCUUCUUGAUUGCUGGAAAAAUUGUUGAGAUGGAGGACAUGGGAGUGAUUGGUGGGCAGCUGGCCAUGUACACCAUCACCGUCAUCAUCGGAUUGCUCAUUCAUGCAGUGAUCGUCCUCCCACUUCUCUACUUCUUGGUAACUCGAAAAAAUCCUUGGGUUUUUAUUGGAGGCUUACUACAGGCGCUCAUCACAGCUGUGGGGACAUCCUCCAGUUCUGCUACCCUUCCCAUCACUUUUAAGUGCCUGGAAGAGAACAAUGGAGUGGACAAACGUGUGACCAGAUUUGUUCUACCAGUGGGUGCCACCAUCAACAUGGAUGGGACUGCUCUGUAUGAGGCCCUUGCCGCCAUCUUCAUUGCUCAAGUUAAUAACUUUGAACUGAACUUUGGACAGAUUAUUACUAUCAGCAUCACAGCCACAGCUGCCAGCAUUGGAGCUGCCGGGAUCCCUCAGGCAGGGCUGGUCACUAUGGUCAUCGUGCUGACCUCUGUUGGGCUCCCCACGGACGACAUCACUCUCAUCAUUGCUGUGGACUGGUUCCUGGAUCGUCUUCGUACAACCACCAAUGUUCUGGGAGACUCUCUUGGGGCAGGAAUUGUUGAGCACUUAUCACGACAUGAGUUGAAGAACCGAGAUACAGAAAUGGGUAAUUCUGUGAUUGAAGAGAAUGAAAUGAAGAAACCCUAUCAGCUCAUCUCCCAGGAAAAUGAGACCGAAAAACCCAUUGACAGCGAAACCAAGAUGUAGACUGGCACAAUGAAAUGUAACUUUUCCAUCCAGUUGCAUCUCAUUUUCCAGAAAUCCCUUAUGUUGCUCUCUCUUCCUGAUUGGAUAGCAUUGAAAAAUGAUCAACAAAAUUUUGAUGGGGCCAAAAUGUAUGAUUGUCAUUCUGUUUCUUAAAACAAAAGGAAAAAAAAAUGAACAGUUAUCUACUGGUCUUGCCUAGGUAUGUGCAAAAAGAGCUCAGAAAGAUUGUUGACCAAGUCAAGAGAAAAUGCAAGCGUAUAUGACACACACAACCCUGUAAAUGUGAUCUUGUAUUUUAUAAGCUGAAAAGUCAAAAUUAGGUAGAAGAGGCUGGAAAUAUCUAUAUUUUUUCUUAACUCCUAUUUCAAAAUUUCUCAACCCAUAGAACGCAAUCCAGUUUAGGUCCCAAAAUAUAGCUUAACUAAAUAUAACUGCAACCAGAUAAAAGAUAGGCAAUCAGAAUCUCUCUUUAUCUGAUUUGUGACUUCCUGUCUCAUCUCACUAAUAGCAGAACCUCCAUCCAAGUGUACAGGAAAGGCUAGUUCAGGGGCUGUUGGCCACGAGAUGUCUACCACCUUUGUGUCCCUUCCUGGCAUUUUGCAAUAAAAGGCAUUUCUUAGAGGGGGAUAUUUGCAGGGAGAAUAUUUCUAAGGCAGAGAUGGCAGGGUGGUAGCCCAGUCCUAGAUCAGAAGCCUUCUUUUCCAAAUUGGCAACCAUACAAGGCACCAAGUAAGAGAUCAUUCCAGGAGUGAAACUUCACCAAAUGCUUUGGACAGGGAAAGG
Vombatus ursinus (common wombat) is the source of this 2660-nucleotide messenger RNA. RefSeq names its product solute carrier family 1 member 3 (gene SLC1A3). Gene Ontology annotation, biological process: D-aspartate import across plasma membrane; L-glutamate import across plasma membrane; L-aspartate import across plasma membrane. Gene Ontology annotation, molecular function: glutamate:sodium symporter activity; neutral L-amino acid transmembrane transporter activity; L-glutamate transmembrane transporter activity. The transcript has 10 exons. The record is from RefSeq and is a predicted model, not a curated record. NCBI's taxonomy places the organism in Eukaryota, Metazoa, Chordata, Mammalia, Diprotodontia, Vombatidae. The coding region runs from base 249 to 1877 and encodes 542 amino acids. Gene Ontology annotation, cellular component: plasma membrane.